UAUAUCUAUUUACAAAUUCAGGACCAAGUUAGCUUUCAGCCUCCUUUUUUUCAUCACGGAACGAUCAGAUAUAAUUCCUCACAAUUGACAUGAACCACGUUGUGAGAGAAGAUCUUUACAGAGCAUUGAAUGAACUCCUUGAGAAGCAAUUUGAAGAAUUUAAAUGGAGGCUAAAAUGUAUUGACUAUGAUGGAAAGCCACACAUUCCUACAGCUUCAUUGGAGAACGCUAAUCGAGAAAACAUUGUAGAUCUCAUGAUUCACUUUUAUGGAGAAGAUGCUCGAAAGGUGUGCAUUCAGGUCCUUCAAAAAAGCAACAUAAACGAUGUUGCUAAAAAACUUGAAGAAACUCUGCAGAAAGUUGCAGAUGUUGAUGCUCACCAAUUGCCAGAUUCAUCAGAUUACAGAAGCCAUGUUAAAAAAAAAUUUCAAAGAAUGGAAGAUCCUAAUUCUAUUCCUGGUGAAUACGUGCCCCUAAACCAGAGAUACUCAAAACUAAUCAUCCUAGAUUAUCACCGGUCUGAAGAGGAGAGAGAAGAUGAAAUUAUGGCGACAGGAAGGAAACAUGCUGAAAUCAUCAGCAAGAGAGCCAAGUCUUCCACCAGCAUGGAAACAUUAUUUAACCUGGAUAAACAUGGACUAGCUCCACAAGUUGUUGUGUUGCAAGGAGCUGCAGGCAUUGGAAAAACCACAAUGGCAAAAAAAAUCAUGUUUGAUUGGGCUUCUCAACAACUUUACCAGGACAAAUUUAAUCACAUUUUCUAUAUUUACUGUAGAGAGAUGAACCUCCGUGCAGACUCAGAGAAGAGUAGCAUUGCAGAGAUAGUUUCAAAACAAUGUCCCAACACUCAUGCAGUGGAAAAUGUCAAUCGAAACUUAGUGAAGAAUGUGGAAAAGCUUCUGUUCAUAAUUGAUGGGUUUGAUGAGUUAAGGUAUUCCUUUGAUCAGUCUCAAGACUAUUUUUGCACUGAUCCCUGGAAGAAGGAGCCAGUGAGAAUUCUUUUGAGCAGUUUAUUUCAAAAAAAGCUUCUUCCCAAAUCCUAUCUUAUAAUCACAACAAGACCAACUGCUUUGGAGAAGCUCCAUCGAUGUUUAGAGCACCCACGUUAUUUUGAGAUCUUGGGGUUUUCUCCAAAGGAAAGGGAAGAAUAUUUCUACAAUUUUUUUGAAAAUAAAGACCAAGCAGCUCAAGCUUUCAGAUUGGUUAAGCAAAAUGAUACACUUUUUACCAUGUGUGUCAUUCCCCUUGUGAGCUGGAUUGUCUGCACAGUGAUGAAACAAGAGAUAGGGAGAGACAAGAAAUUCCAGAAGACCCCGUACACCCUCACUGCAAUCUAUAUGCUGUAUCUCUCCAGCCUGUUAAAGUUUCACCAAAAAAAAUCCAAGCAGGAUGUCCAGACAAAUGUGAAAGGCUUGUGCUCUUUGGCUGCAGAAGGAAUCUGGAAACGGGAAAUCCUGUUUAUGGAAGAAGAAGUCAAGAAGCACAGCUUAGAUCAGGAAGACUCCCUCCCCCUCUUUCUGAAUCAGAACAUCUUCCAAAGAGACAUUGAUUGUAUUCAAACCUACAGCUUCAUUCACUUAAGCUUCCAGGAGUUUUUUGCUGCUUUGUUUUAUGUUCUAGAGGAAGGAGAGGAGCAGCGUUCUGAAAAUCUGAAUAGAAAUUUGCAGACCUUAUUAGAAAGACAUACAUCUUCUAGACUGGAUUUUGCAGUAGGAUUUCGCUUCCUCUUUGGUUUUUUAAAUGAAGGAAAAAGAAUGACCAAGUUGAAAAAAGAAUUUGGAUGGAAAAUUUCUCCUAAGAAUAAAGAGUUCUUAUUAGACUGGAUGAAAAAUAACAUUAAAAAGGGAAGUAUUGCUUCCCAUUUCCAAAAAGAAAUGUUUACUUACUUAUAUGAGACACAAGAUGACAAUUUUGUAAAAAAUGCAUUAUAUGAUAUCACUGAAAUACAUUAUCGGUGUAACUCAGGUAUAGAAUUGAUAAUCCUGGCCUAUUGUGUACAACACUGCCAGAAUUUGGAGGAUAUCUCUGUUCAUGGAGAAUUAUUUUCACCAGAAAAUGAGGAAUGGAAUUUGGAUGAAAGAUGUAUGGAAGACCUCUUUAAAGCACUGAUAGAGCUGAGAAACCUAAGAAGCCUGGGGUUUAUAGAAUGGUCCUUCACAGAGUCCAGCAGCAGGCAUCUCGCUGAAGUCCUCAGGAAAAACCAGAGGUUGAGUAACUUAGAGUUGACUCUUCGGAACACAGGUGACAGAGCAGUGGAAUUUCUGUUUAUGGGGCUCCAACAACCAGACUGUAAAGUAGAGAGACUACGUUUUGAAAGACUGGUGUUUACACAAUCCCUCAGAAAGCAUUUUGCAGAAGUUCUCAGGGAGAACCAGAGAUUGAAAAACUUAGAAUUGACCCUCGAGUGCACUGAUGACGAAACAAUGGAAAUGCUGUGUGAGGGGCUCAAACAUCCAGAAUGUAAAAUAGAGACACUACAGCUUGAUAUAGGGUUCCUGACCGAAUUCUGCAGCACGCAUCUUGCAGAAGUACUCAGGAGAAACCAGAGAUUGAGAGAAUUAUUUUUGUCUUUUGAGAAUAAAGAUGUCAGAGCAGUGAAAUUGCUGUGUGAGGGGCUCAAACAUCCAGAAUGUAAAGUAGAAAAACUGUGUGCUCGUGGAUGGUUCUUCACAGAGUCCAGCAGCAGGCAUCUGGCUGAAGUCUUCAGGAAAAACCAGAGGUUGAGCAACUUAGAUUUGACUUUUAAGCACACAAGUGACAGAGCAGUGGAAUUGCUGUGUGAGGGACUCCAGCAUCCAGACUGUAAAGUAGAAACACUACGGCUUGAUACAGGGUUCCUGACUGCAUCCCGCAGCUGGCAUCUUGCAGAAGUACUCAGGAGAAACCAGAGAUUGAGAGAAUUAUUUUUGUCUUUUGAGAAUAAAGAUGUCAGAGCAGUGAAAUUGCUGUGUGAGGGGCUCAAACAUCCAGAAUGUAAAGUAGAAAAACUGUGUUUUGAAGGACUGGUGUUUACACAAUCCCUCAGAAAGCAUUUUGCAGAAGUUCUCAGGGAGAACCAGAGAUUGAAAAACUUAGAAUUGACCCUCGAAUGCACUGAUGACGAAACAAUAGAACUGCUGUGUGAGGGGCUCAAACAUCCAGAAUGUAAAAUAGAGACACUACAGCUUCAUCUGUGGUUCCUGACCAAAUCCUGCAGCACGCAUCUUGCAGAAGUACUCAGGAAAAGCCAGAGACUGAGAGAAUUAUUUUUGUCUUUUGAGGAUACAGAGAACAGCGCAGUGAAAUUGCUGUGUGAGGGGCUCAAACAUCCAGAAUGUAAAGUAAAAAAACUACAGUUGAAUGGAAAAGAUAUUACACAGAAUGGAGAAUGGAAUGACGAAGUAAUGGUGUGUGGGAAUGACCUUGGGAGACAGGAGGAAGAGCUGCAGCCUAGACAAUAGUCAGACAAAAGGCAGCUGAGCCCACAGCAGGAAUGUGGAGGUGGCAAAUGUCUCAG
Molecule: messenger RNA, 3496 nt
Organism: Candoia aspera
Lineage: Eukaryota; Metazoa; Chordata; Lepidosauria; Squamata; Candoiidae
Product: NACHT, LRR and PYD domains-containing protein 12-like
Exons: 13
Coding region: 90-3440 (1116 amino acids)
Cellular component (GO): cytoplasm
Source: RefSeq, a predicted model, not a curated record